Bicyclus anynana (squinting bush brown) is the source of this 569-nucleotide messenger RNA. RefSeq lists its product as uncharacterized. Bases 87 to 422 code for a protein of 111 amino acids. NCBI's taxonomy places the organism in Eukaryota, Metazoa, Arthropoda, Insecta, Lepidoptera, Nymphalidae. Gene Ontology annotation, molecular function: protein binding. The record is from RefSeq and is a predicted model, not a curated record. The transcript is spliced from 3 exons.
UAUAGACAAUUGCAGCAACACCGAGCUAUUGUGCACAUGUAGUAGAGCCCAUUGGCACAAGGUAUAAAGAGUAACUGGCUUCCUUCAUGACCAGUUCACUGUGGACGAGCGACCUGUGUACGUUUGUGAAAAUGAGGGCCGCGACGCUAUUUAUUUUUGCUGUGUUGCUGGUAGUGGUUUCAUGCCGACCAGAUAAGGCAGUUCUGAAAGAGUUGAAGGCGGAGGCAGCACGCAAGAAGGCAUGCCUGCACGACUGCUCGUCGGUCAAACUGGACCCCGUCUGCGCAGGGAAACAAGGGGAAAAGCCCAAGUCCUUCGGCAAUGAAUGUGUCAUGAAUAAUUACAACUGCGAGAAUAAAGAAACUCUGCAAAAGAUAAGCAAAGGCGAGUGUCCCGGGUCCGAUGGAAUUCGUCUAUCUUAAAUACUCAAAGAAGAACCACACAGCUUCAGGCAACCUUUCUACUUGCACACACACAAAUUAAUUAAAAUUUUUUAUGUAUGCUUUAUUUAACAACGCAUUAGUGUUUCUGUGAUUAUUUGCUUACGUUUUAAAAAUGUUUUGUCUUAA